GGGCAUGAAUCAAAAAUGAUCGGUUAAAUUAAAAUAUGUUGAUGCAUUAUGGGAAACCAGUAUUUCCGUUGUAAAGGAAUGGAACCGAUCGAAUAUACGUUACUCGGGUUAGCUAUCGUUUUAUUUGGAGCAUGGUGUUUUGUUAUGUCAUUUCAUCUAUUAGCUAUAUGCUAUGGGAAAUGGAAGUUACAUAAACAUCCCACCAUGCCCCCUGAAAAGGGGUUACCAGGAGUCUCAAUAUUAAAACCACUUACUGGGGUAGAUCCUCACCUAUAUAGUAACUUAGAAACAUUCUUCAAAAUGGAGUAUCCAAAGUAUGAGCUCCUGUUUUGUGUUGGAGAGGAGGGGGAUCCUGCCAUAAUGGUAGCCCAAAGUUUAAUAGAAAAAUACCCCAAUGUAGAUAGCCAGCUUCUUAUAGGAGGGAAAAUUGUUGGUAUCAAUCCUAAAAUAAACAACAUGAUGCUAGCAUAUGAGGCUGCAAAAUAUGAUCUAAUCCUGAUCUCAGAUAGUGGGCUUAGAAUGUCACAAGAUGGCCUAUUAGAUAUGGUUCUGCAUAUAGAACGUGACAAUGUAGGUUUAGUACAUCAAAUGCCCUACGUCUGCGACCGUAAGGGGUUUGCAGGAGUCCUCGAAAAAGUAUAUUUUGGUACACAACAUGCAAAGAUGUACCUUUAUGCCAAUGCACUAGGUAUAAAUUGUACAACAGGCAUGUCUUGUAUUAUGCGCAAAGAAAUUCUUGAAGAUUCAGGAGGCCUGAAAGUGUUUGGACAGUAUCUGGCUGAGGAUUUCUUCCUAGCUCAAGCCACUCUUCAAAAAGGCUGGCAGAUUCUUCUUGCCUCCCAGGUAGCCCAGCAAAACCCUGGCACUUAUUCAGUCACCCAAUUCCAGAAUAGAAUAAUCAGAUGGACUAAAUUGCGUGCAGCCAUGUUACCGCAGUUUAUUUUCCUAGAGCCUCUCUCUGAGUGUCUCACAAUCGGCCUACUUGGCUCAUGGUCAGUGGUGGAGCUGUUUGACUGGAGCCCACUUGGUUUCUUCCUUGUUCAUACCCUGCUAUGGUUCCUACAGGACUAUAUAUUACUUCUUGUUGUAAAUAAUGGCCCCAUAACAUUCACAAAGUUUGACUUCUUAAUAGGCUGGAUAUUUAGAGAACUCACAUCAAUAACAUUAAUGAUCAGGGCGCAUGCCUCUCCCACUAUAGAGUGGAGAUCUAGACGCUUUAAGUUGCAAUGGGGAGGUCUUGUGACAGAACUAAAACCAAAAACCCCGGAAGUUAGCCCAGGGGUAUAUCACCAUAGGAAGACAUUCAGUGUGUAGCGGCCAGCAGCUGUCUCCCAUGUUCCUCAAAUUGGAGUGUUUGUGCCAUCAUCGUGUGCUACAUAUUUACGUUCUAUUGAAAUAGCUGUUUGUGCUACUACUGCUCAAAGUCAUGUCAAUGUC
This is a messenger RNA of Owenia fusiformis, 1437 nucleotides long. The record is from the annotation of a GenBank genome assembly. Lineage: Eukaryota; Metazoa; Annelida; Polychaeta; Sabellida; Oweniidae.